AUGGGAUCAAUUGGAGUGACCGAGAGUAGCCCACUUGAACGGCUUAACCGUCCCAUUGCAGUCAAGCAGCCUAAUGGCUUUGCUGCUAUGCCCCUGGGGGACGCCAUGACUCCCGACUCCUCUCUGUCGAAAACUCUCCAGACGGACGGUCUGAACUACGAUCCCGUUGUUAUCGUGGGCAUGGCCUGCCGACUUCCUGGUGGAGUCAACUCUCCCGACGACUUCUGGGAGAUGCUUGUGAACGAGCGAACCGGACGAUGCAAGGUCCCAAAGGAACGGUUCAAUGUUGACGGCUUCUUCCAUCCAGAGGGUGACCGAUCCGGCGUGAUGAACACAGAGGGGGGAUACUUUCUCCAGGAGGACCCGAGACAGUUUGAGAAUUCCUUCUUUGGUAUCAACAAUCUCGAAGCUACCUACAUGGAUCCUCAGCAGCGUAAACUGCUUGAGGUUGUCUACGAAUGCUUCGAGAGCUCUGGGGCCACACUCUCCGGCAUUGCAGGAGCUAAUAUUGGUGUGUAUGUCGGCAACUUCACUGUCGAUUUCCAGACCAUGCAGGCUCGCGACCCUGAGUCGCUGCAUCGAUAUAGUGCCACUGGCUCGUGCACGGCUAUCCUUUCCAACCGUGUCAGUUACAUUUUUGACCUCCGCGGCCCUAGCUAUACCCUGGAUACCGCCUGCUCGUCAUCGAUCUACUGUUUGCACAAUGCAGCGCGCGCUCUGAUUAGUGGCGAGUGUGAUGGUGCCAUCGUGGCUGGUGCCAACUUGAUUACGGGGCCUGAGCAGCACCUAGGUACAUCGAAGGGAGGUGUCCUCUCUCCUACGUCGACAUGCCACACGUUUGACGCGAGUGCCGAUGGAUACGGCCGUGCUGAGGGUGUGAGUGCGUUAUAUCUCAAGAGGCUGUCGGCUGCUAUUAAAGAUAGCGACCCGAUCCGCGCUGUGAUCCGGGGCACCGCUAUAAAUGCAAACGGAAAGACAUCUGGUAUAACGCAGCCUAGUGUUUCGGGCCAGGAGGAGGUUAUUCGCAAGGCAUAUCGCAUGGCUGGACUCACGGUGCGGGAUACCGAUUAUGUGGAAUGUCACGGUACCGGAACGGCUGUUGGCGACCCUAUGGAGGUCGAAGGUCUGAGCCGCGUCUUCCAGGGCUCGGAUCGUCACUAUCCUCUACUCAUUGGUGCUAACAAAACCAAUGUCGGCCACAGUGAAGCCGCAAGUGGGAUCACAGCCAUCAUCAAAUGCGUGCUUGCAUUUGAAAAGCUGUCCAUUCCGGCCACAGUAGGAUUGACCAAGCUCAACCCAAAGCUGCACCUGGAUGAGUGGAACAUGCAAAUUGUCACCAAGGCUACUAAUUGGCCAUCACCUAUCCAUCGAGCUAGUAUCAACUCCUUCGGCUUUGGCGGCGCCAAUGCGCAUGCCAUCAUUGACUCUGUGGAGACUGCACUGCCCGGAUUCACAGCUGCAAGGAGUUCAAAGGACAGGUUGGAGGACUAUACAAAGACAUAUCUGCUCCCACUAUCAGCAUCGACAGCAGAAGCUCUUGAAGCCCGUGUUAAGGAUCUGGGAGCCAGCCUGAGCGUUCACAAACACGAUUUCCGUGACCUGUGUUACACCUUGGCGAACCGACGCUCCAAUCUCUCCAAGAAGGGAUACGUUCUUGCUAGCCCGAGGGAGGCGAAAAAUCAGCUGGUCACCGAAGGGACAUUGGUAACCGCGAAGAGGCCUAUUCCCAAGUAUGAGCUAGGUUUCAUCUUCACUGGACAGGGAGCUCAGUGGCCAGAGAUGGGCAAGGAGCUACUCAAGAAGAGCUCCAUCUACAAGGUCACGAUCGAUUAUCUGGAUCACAUCCUUCAGAACCUCCCGGACGCCCCCACCUGGUCCAUCAAAAGCAUGCUCAUGGAACCGGCUUCCUCAAGCAAAGUUGCCGAAGCUCAGUAUUCCCAGCCCCUUUGCACUGCAGUCCAAAUCGGUAUUGUCGAAAUUCUACGCACCUGGAGAAUCACCCCCAAUGUUGUUGUUGGCCAUUCUUCGGGUGAGAUCGCAGCUGCUUUCGCAGCCGGUCUUAUCAGUGCAGCUCAAGCCAUCGUCGUUGCAUACUAUCGUGGCCUAGCCGUGAGCCACGCUACGUCCGAAGGUGCCAUGUUGGCUCUCGGAACCGGUCCUGGACGGGCAUCUAAGUUUAUCGAAGAGCUCUCACUUGGAGGAAAGGUCGUCAUUGCCUGUGUCAACUCUCCCGAAAGUGUAACGGUGAGUGGAAGCAUAUAUGGUAUCGACAUCCUUCACAAGGAAGCCGAACGGUCCGGCGUGUUUGCACGCAGGCUGCAGACUGGAGGCAAGGCAUAUCACUCCUAUAUGAUGGCGGAGAUCGGAGAUGAAUACGAGCAGCUCGUCCGCAAGGCCUGGCCUUCGCUACCCACCGUUGAACUAGAGCGUAACAGGCUUAGUGAUGGAUCUAUCUCUCUUUUCUCCAGCGUUGGCAGUGAUGGUCCCAGAUCCUAUUCUGGUAACUCAACCGCUGCCCUCGAAGCUGACUACUGGCGCAAGAACCUCGAGAACUCGGUCCAAUUUAACGAUGCUGUGCAGAACAUCCUGGAAACAGGCAAAUACCAUCUGGUUGAGAUUGGUCCUCACUCAGCUCUACAGCUUCCCAUCAAGCAGAUCCGGACGUCCCUGAAGUUGUCAGAGGAGCAACUGCCAUACAACGCCUCUCUAGUCAGAGGCAAAGAUGCCGAUACCUGCCUCAAGACUCUUGCUGGAGCCCUCUAUCUCAGCGGACAUGAGUUGGACUUCUUAGGCGUUAAUGGUAUUGACGUCCCAGAGUCACAGUUAUCUGUGAUACAUAAUCUACCACCAUACCACUGGAGCUAUACCCAGCUCCUGUGGCGGGAGUCGAGAUUGAGCAGCGACCUGCGCAGCCGUCGCCACAUCCGGCAUGAGCUGUUGGGCUCGGAGAUGGCGGCUGGAAACGGUAUCGACCGUGUUUGGCGUAACAUUUUGAAACCCAACGAGAUACCCUGGCUGGAAGACCACAAGCUAGAAAGCCAGGUCGUCUUCCCGGCCGCAGGAUAUAUUGCUAUGGCUAUCGAAGCUAUCUCCCAGAUCCAAGGAAUCACAGAGUCACAGACGACCCGUCCAAGCUUCACUGUCCGCAACGUCAACAUCGCCUCGGCCUUGACAGUCUCGUUGGAUGAACAGCAGCAAACUGAGCUCUUCACGGUCAUGGCGCCUGAAAAGAUCUCGAAAGCGAUGAUGUCCAAAUCAUGGUAUGAGUUCUCCGUCUCAUCGAUGCAGGAGGGUACCUCUGUUGUUCACUGCACCGGAAACAUCAAGGUGUCAACCGCGACCACAUGCAGCAUAAUGUCCCCUAUAGACACAUCUAAUUAUGAGAAAUGGAGCAUGGGCCCGUGGUACAAGAAACUCGCUGAGGCAGGUCUCAACUUUGGUCCGGCCUUCCAAUCCCUUAUAGCAAUGGAGACUGACCGUGCUCGCGCCAAUCCGGCCGCCCUCUCCACGACAAUCUUACGGCAGCGUGUUCCCAGAACAACGCAAUCCAAGUUUCCUGGCACGUAUUACGCUGUACAUCCUUUGACAAUCGACAGUUGUCUCCAGGCCUCGAUCAUGGGUGGAACCGCUGGGAACUUGGACAGUCUACGGGCUUACCUACCUGUCUUCUUGGACCACUGUCAGAUCGCUGUGCCGAAUCCCAAGACGGUGGAUCUGGAUUCAUCGGUUCACUCGAUCUCCGAGAGUACUGGCUUUGGCACCAAGACUAUCAACGCCGAACUGAAGGAUCAGGCUGGUGCUCCUGUUAUCAGCAUGAGUGGCGUCCGCUUGUCUCUGUAUACUGGACAGAUGGAGAAAGGAGACGAGUCCGGAGAAACGGGACGUCAUCCGUGUCUACGCGUUGUGUGGAAGCCGGAUAUUGCCCGCCUCAACAGCAAUACCGACAAGACCUCGCUGGAAAAGUAUAUCAUGCGCUUCCUGCGGGAUCAUCCCGCCCUGGCGGAGAACGUCAAGAUUGGCGUCAUUUCGGCCCUGGUAGACCUUGUUGGCCACAAGAACCCCAACAUUCGCGUGCUAGAGCUGGGUACUGGAUGUAGCUGCAAAACAAAAAGUUGGCUAGAUCUGCUUAAUAAGAGCACAGACUUCCCCCGUGUGCGAGUAUGGGAUACUGGUGUUCUGCUGGACAAUGGACAGUUGUCCAUCAUGUCAAAUGACACUACCAAGGUCGACUGGGAGGCUGCGACCAAGGCCAAGUAUGAUGUGCUGCUUCUGCCGCACGAAGAGAAGUCAAAUAUCUCUCUCUUUACCCAGAAACUAGCCGAUAUCCUCAACGAGCAGGGGGUCAUUAUCUCUCGCGAUCAUAACGUGUCUUCCAAAGUCCUUACGAAGGCCAAAUACAGUGUCUUUGAUCUGUUCUCCGGCGUGACUUUUGCUGUGGCGCCUCAGUCUACUGGCCAGCUGUCCGGUAAGGAGAUUGUUCUGCUCGAGAAUCUUACCACACCUUCCAAGCUCGCUAUAGCGCUUCAAAAGCACAUGGCCAAGUUGCCAGGUGUUACAGGAACGAAGUACAUGCGCCUAAAUGACGUUCCCGAGAACAAGGUCUGGGGCCAGUCGAGUAUAAUUAUUUCCCUUCUCGAGAUAGAAACCCCGUUCCUACCCACUAUGACACAGGAAGAGAUGGAACUUCUGAGGCGCAUCACUGAUACCGCAAUUACCCUUAUCUGGCUGUCCGGUGCCUCGACUUUGAAUGGCACGUCACCAGAUUUGACCCUCGCCAACGGCCUCUCACGCGCGUUGAUGCUCGAGCAACCAGCGCUGCGAUUCGUCACGCUGGAUAUUGGCUCACUUAGCGCCGAGGAAGACGCACACCCUACGGUGUGCACUCAGGUAGAGAAGACUUGCUUCGAAGAGGAUGUGGUGGGCGACAAGGAGUUCGUCUUGCACGACAGCCUCCUUCAUGUCAGCCGAUUUGUACCGGAUCCUAUUCUGAACGGACUGUUCCAGCAGCGAGAGGGGCAGGAAGUUGAGAUGAUGACGCUGCAAAAUGCGACACCCGCGCAUCUAGCCAUAAAACGGGUCGGUAUCACAGAUACCAUUUAUUUCCAGCAGGAGGCAGAGCCACUCACGCAGUCCUCUCUCCCCGCAGGUUAUGUCGACGUUGAUAUCAAGGCCGUUAGCCUUAACGCAAAGGAUAUCUACACGUUGUCGGGCAAGGUCGAGACUCGAAGGGGCACCACUGCCAUCGAGUUCAGCGGCGUUAUCCAAGCUGUCGCCGAAGAUGUUAUCCAUCUGGCUCCUGGAGACCGCGUCGUCGUACUAGCCCCUAAUCAUUUCCGCACGACAGAGCGAGUGCCUGCUUGGGCUUGUCUGAAGAUGUUGCCGAACGAGCGAUUUGACGUAAUGCCAACCCUGCCUGCAAUCUACAGUACAGCCCUCUAUGCUCUUGAUGAUCGUGCGCACCUUAAAGCCGGCGAGACAAUCCUGGUGCACUCCGGUGCUGGAGCCUUCGGUUCUGCGGCUAUCGCCAUUGCCCAGCAGCGCGGCGCUAUCGUGUACACCACAGUCAGCACGGAGGAAAAGAAGGACUACCUCGUUAACGAGUUGGAUGUGCCACGCGAGAACAUAUUCGCCUCGCGCGAUGACUCGUUCGUCCAGGGCGUACUUACUGCUACUAAAGGACGUGGUGUGGACGUCGUUGUCAAUUCGCUGACAGGUGAUCUCCUUCAUGCAACGUGGCAAUGCUGUGCCAAUUUUGGUCGGUUCGUCGAAGUUGGUAAGCGGGAUAUCGUUGAUGCAGGAAAGCUCGAUAUGCGUGUCUUCUUACGCAACGUCACCUUCACUGCUUUCGACUUGACCGAACUCUACUACCACGAAAAUAAGUUCUAUCGUGAUAUCUUGAUCAAUAAAUUUGGAGAGGCGCUCGAACUGUAUCGCGCUGGCAAGAUCAAGCCGGUACCCAUCACCACCUUCGACGUCUCCGAGAUAACACAAGCAUACCGUUAUUUCUCGACGAAGAACCGUGUCGGCAAAGUGGUCAUAUCUCUCGAAAACCCACAAAGCGUUGUCCAAGCUGUUCCAGCCAAAUAUCUCAGCACCUUUGACGCGAACAAGUCUUACCUUCUGGUAGGAUGCCUGGGAGGCCUGGGCCGUAGUCUAAGUCGUUGGAUGUUUAUCCGGGGUGCGCGCCAUUUCACCUUCUUAGGCCGCUCCGGAUGCGACAAGCCUGCAGCUCGUGAACUUGUUGAUAACCUCCGCGGCCUUGGUGCGAUCGUACAGGUUGUGCGUGGUGAUGUUGUGGACAGGGAAGCAGUUGAGGCUGCUAUGACGGCCUGCCCUAAGCCAGUGGGAGGCGUUAUCCAAGCAGCCAUGGGUCUGAAUGAGGCACUAUUCUCCCGAAUGUCCCACAAGGCGUGGCAUACGGGUAUUCAGCCCAAGUGGCGUGGUUCGUGGAAUUUGCACGAAGCCCUUGAGGGCCGCGACGACCAGCUUGAUUUCUUCGUCCUCACAUCCUCUGUAUCCGGCAGUGUCGGCACAGCCACGGAGAGCAACUACUGUUCUGCGAACGGUUUUCUUGACGCCUUUUCCAGAUAUAGACAGAACAUUGGCAAGCCUAUCGUGUCUAUUGGCCUUGGCAUGAUUUCCGAGGUCGGGUAUCUGCAUGAGAACCCGGAAAUUGAAGCUCUUCUGUUGCGUAAGGGUAUCCAGCCACUGAAUGAGUCCGAAUUUCUGCAGGUACUCGAUCUUGCACUUGCUCAGCAUCGUGUUCAGGAGCAGAAGGUCCCCGUCCCAGGACUCGAAUACGAUCGCCUCGCGAUCUCCCAUAUUCUAACAGGUCUCGAGCCCCAUGGUAUCCGUAAACUGCUUGACCAGGGCUUCGACGUCAACAACGGCACUAUGCAGGAUCCCCGGUGCUUACUCCUGUCUUGUGCACUGCAAUCCCCAUCCAAGGGCGAGGAACAGACCGUGCAGAGUGCGCAAGGCGCCGCGUGGGCCCAGGAACUUCCCCCGGCUAUUGUGAAGGGGAUGGGUGCUGAGGCUGUAAACAUGGCAACCCUGAACGAGGGCGUAGUGCACCUCGUCUGCAAGCGAUUCUCCAACCUGCUCCUGCUAACACAAGAUAAGAUCGACACAGCAAAGUCGAUCACCUCAUACGGAAUGGACAGCAUGAUUGCUGCAGAGUUCCGAUCAUGGUUUUACAGCGUGUUUAAGGUCGAUAUCCCAUUCCUAGAGGUCCUAAGUCCGUCAAGUACACUGCAGAGUUUGUCAGAUAUGGUUCAGCAGAAGCUCAGAAUAGCAAUGAUGCGAUCUAGUAGUGCAUCAUUUUUCUAUCAGCUAAUUGUAUCUUGCGGUAAAAUUAUACUGUACUUAGUCGGACUAGCUCUGCAGAUACUAUUUAUUGGCGAAUUGACUUUCGCUUUAGCUAGUAUUUCUAGCUUAAAGGGUUUUAUUUGGUAUAAUCUUGCAGACGUUCAAUGUCUUCGGAAACCGAAGCAAGAGUUUAAAGAGUGA
This is a messenger RNA of Paecilomyces variotii, 7509 nucleotides long. RefSeq names its product polyketide synthase. Gene Ontology annotation, molecular function: oxidoreductase activity; 3-oxoacyl-[acyl-carrier-protein] synthase activity; fatty acid synthase activity. The transcript is spliced from 10 exons. Gene Ontology annotation, biological process: secondary metabolite biosynthetic process; fatty acid biosynthetic process. The record is from RefSeq and is a predicted model, not a curated record. NCBI's taxonomy places the organism in Eukaryota, Fungi, Ascomycota, Eurotiomycetes, Eurotiales, Thermoascaceae. Bases 1 to 7509 code for a protein of 2502 amino acids.